UCCAGAAGCAGCAACUCUAACCACUGCGCUACCAGCUGUCCCCGCAGCAAGUGGCCGCAGGUUAGAAACCGAAAUUAAAAACAGCGGUUCUUCAAAAAUUUGUAACUCAGCUCCUCGUAACCCGAGGAGCCAGUUUGUACAGAAAAUAUUUUAAUUGUAUCAGUACGUGUCCAUCCAUUUUAGCGCAGCCUCCAUAGCGCCGCCCUGCAGGCUGUGUCACCCAACAACACGUGUCCUUCACUUCCCCCCAUCCCGGUAGUACAGUGAGAAGAGUUGUGUGAACCGGGGCCUCGGGGAGUUACCCACCAUAACCCGCUUAUUGAGUGACGGCGAGACGAUAAUUACCACGCUUUACAUGGAGCAGCUUGUGCUCGGAAGAUAAUGAGGCCGAAAUAAAAAUAAGCGUUAACACGCAUGUACGUCAUCAGGACUGUGGCUAAAUGCAUGGUUUUAAGCGACUCGAAGGUAAAUAAACGAAGGCUGUGAUUUCUCCCAGGGAGGCAACACAAGAAAACAUUUGCCCGUUUUCAGCACCUGUCUUUUGCUUUGUCAUUCGUUUGUCGACGAGGAAAACAGCGGAACCUGUUCCCGGCGACAUGGCUGCCGAGGGCUCCUGCCCCACGUUCGGCACAUCGAUCCCAGCAACGGGGCGGUGGCUCUAGAUCUGAGAAGCUCUCGGCGGCGCCUCAUCAUGGCAGCGCAGCGAAAGGGCCGACGGCUCCGGGGCGAUGAUGCUCCUCCUCGUAAGCUCGCGCGAGGUCGCCGGCAGUGUGCGAGCGGAGGACAGGGCCACUGCAGCCAAGUCCAUGCGUCCGUGUCGGGCUCGUUCAGGUGAGCGGCGAGAGCCUGAUGGAGAAAAAUGUAAAUGUGCCGAGCGGAGAUCCGUGGCUCCGGCUCAUUAGCGGCGCUCGGCGAUGCAAACGAGGGAAGCGUUCCUGCGCGCUUCCGUCACUCCGAGGUGACACCCGAGCAUCCGAUCGCCGAGGAACAAGAAGGGCGGCAGCUGCCGAUGGUGCCGGAGCCCAGCGGUUAGGCCGUGCUCGACACACGUGGCCCCUCCCCUCCCCCACCAAGUCCCGAUUGUGUCGAGCACCUGCGUUUCCUAAUAAAUUAUGUAUUCUGAUGUUUGCAAGUAAAGAGCCGUUUCGUGACCUUUUGUUCCAUCUCGUCAGGCUGAACGGCGACUCGGGCGACUCGGGACAUUCAGACAGAGCUCUCAUCAUGAAAGCGAAAGGCAGGGAAACACGAGGGCCUCGUACUGUGCCGCCGAGCCGUGUGACAGCUGCUCCGUCACCAUGUCGCGCUCUGACAGCUACCCCUGCGGCGCAAGCGCCGUUUUCGUUUUUGCCGUUGACCUUUAACCUGUACCUGCAUGUUCCAGCUGCUCCCGAAGUUCAGCCGCUCUACAGGCGAUCCGCGGCGGAGGGGUUCAGCCGCCCCCGACACUCCGGCCUGGUCCGUACCGGGGCGCCGUCCGGACGAUGCUCCGUCCCCUUCCUGCACGGAUGCCGGAUCGAGCGCCGCGGUCCCACCCGGCCGAGGAACGGCAGAUGGAAACGCACAAACAAGGAACAGAUGCUCAUUGCAACCUGUGCUUGUUCCCCGUCUCCGUCCCCAGGUGAGUGUCUUUGUGACCGUGAGCUACGCCACGACGCACUCCACCUGCUGCCGAGGACCACAAAACGGAGAUACUGGCGCCCGCAUCCGAGGCGACCGCGGCAAGGACGGCGCUCGGCGCACAGAUGGGGGUUCACGGCUCCGGCGGAUGGGCGUUCGAAACCCUGACAGCCCUGGACGGCUCGUGGACACCCGCACCCUCCCCGUCCGCCUCCUGCCUUUGCAGACCUCUGACGUCCACCUGAGUGCCGGGAGCAGAGCGGGAAAGGCCCGUUGGCCACAGCCUCCCAAGUGACGCAGGUCGACUCAAGCGGUACAGAUGGCUGCCCGCACCCGCGUGUCUGCGAGUUUUCCACUAACCACGAAUCCCGAUGCGUCGGCCGCCCGCCAGCCCUCCUGUUCCCGGGGAACGGAUGGAGUUUGGGAUUAACUGCUGCUGUAGCACCAGCUGCCGUCUCCAAAUCCAGCUUUCGGAUUUAACACCCCGCCAAGCAUCGUGGCAGAGAUGGCCCGGGCACACCUCCUCGACAGCAGGGGGAUGACAGCGAGGGACGCGGGAGGGUCAAUGAGCGGCGAUGUUUUCCUUAAGUACUCACCUACACAGUCAGCAGGUGCCACUCGACAGAGAAAAUGAGCCUUUUUACCUGCAGCUUUCACAAGGAGUUCCUGAAGGCUGCGCUCUGAACAUCUCUCACAACUGGUCUCCAUUCAUCUUUCUACAUAAGGCAGAGAGACAAGUAGGUCGUUGCAAGAAAGACAGAAUAUGUAGAUCGGGGAAUUGCGCAUGAAUGCACACAUCUUGAGCAUUUCCCUCUGACUCGUGACCCCGCAGCAAAGGUGUCGAAAGACUUCUUGAUGUGUACAUAGGAAAGGGAUCUCAGGGGGCUUCUGUCUCGACAGACACAUGGACACACGCAGAGGAAACACACAGGACGACAUUUUCUUGCCUGACUGCCUGACUACCUGACUAUGGCAGGUACCAGCUGCUUCUUGUAUAACGCUACGAGUGCGAAGAUGAGAGGCAGCUGGUUUCAUGACCCAGAGUAGGUUGCCCGGGAGUGGAAGGAAAGCCUUAGUUCCUACUUGAUACGGCUGGGAGUCCACGAUGCCCUCUCCCCUGCGUUGCGGUAAGCCAUGUGGCCAUCCCAGGUCUACAGUCAAGCACAACGUCUAAUAAUGCUCGGGGUAAAUAAUAACGCACGUCCUUCUUCGUGGUCCCUUUCGCCUGGACUUUGGAGGACCUCUAGUCAAAAGGGUCACGUCUGUACGUGAGCAUCUGCUGAAUCGCCGCACAAGAAGAGGGCUGAGGGCCCACAGGACAAGAGCACCGAAGCCGCUUCCUUCCCCUCACACUCUUGAAUUCUUUCUUACCUCUCCACUUGCCACCAGUGGACGGACAAAUGGGGGCGGUACAGUUAGGAGAGUCAGUCCCGUUUUUCGACGCCCCUCACAGGAGUCUCUCAUUUACAGCUUUGCGGGACACGCAAGAUGAUGACUGACUUCUCCUCCCGAUUCCCUCACACAGGUCUGCUGUUUCUUUCCAUGACUCAUCCACAGAACGUCAGCGUGUUUUCCGCUGGGGCUCGCCACCGGGUUUGGAUCCAUUCGGCUGCUCCCAGACCGCUGUAACCCUUUGCAUUGCCCUUUCCUUCCCCCUCCUGUUGGAUUCCCUGUCGGAUUUGGCAGCCCGCAGGGAUACCUGUCUAGCAAGGCGUCCAGGUGGAAGCGCUGUGAUCCUGAUGAAUGUGCCUGGAAUAGUAAACAACAGAUGGUACCGUGUGGUCCCCGAGCUAAGUGGACCUGCGUUCUGUACAGUACGGCUCUGGGCAGCUCCUCGUGUCCCUGGCGGCCCCCAGUAGUCGAGCAGCAGGCUUUCGCUUGCUUAAUUAGAGCAGCAGCACGGCGGCGUCUCAGAGCUGGGCCUCUGGUGCCAGGCCAUGACCGUAGAGCGCCGAGACCCAAGCGUCCCAAGCCCACCGUCUUCGGAAAGCACUUUUUAAAAAAAGGGCCAGAAGGCUUUCCGGCCCUUUAACAACUCAAGUUAUUUCAUGUCGGCUUAACCUGAAGUAAUUACACGGCUGCAGGGAAAACAAAGUGGCUAAACCCUAAACGGGAACAAUGAAGUAAAAAAAUGGAAAAUAAAUACAAACUCGGCCGAAUAAUAUCCCGACAGGAAAACAAAAAGGCUGACACAAGAAAGCCCUGGUGAGAACAGACCGUGAGCGGGGCCACAGCUCACAGGCAUAAGCGGCUUGGGCUUUAUGUGGGAAGGCCAGCGACAUUGUCACCAAGCAAAUGAGAAAUCUCCGCGCGGCUUUGGCAGCACGGAUUAGCCUCGUCCCGGAGGAGCAGCCUCCGCUGACCAAAAUCCUUCCGUAGAGCCAAGGAGGGAGCAAGGUCCAAGCCUUGAUGUCGGGGUGGCCGUGGGUUUGCAGUCGGAACACGCUGUGGGGGGGCUCCGCUCAGGUCAAGGGACCCGCAAUGCAUCCUGGGAGGGAAAGCUGAUGAGCUCAGGGAAGCUCAGGGAAGCUCAGGGAAGCACUGGAAUCACUGCACUGCUACUAAAGGAAAGUGACUUGACACACUAAUACUGGUGCCAGCCGAGCUGUCGUUGCACCAUUUGGCUCUCUGGUAAAAACCUGUUAAAAACGGUAAAUUGUAUAAAAAUGUUGAAAACUGAAGAUCGUGAAAGUAAAGAAUAAUUACGAAAAA
Scleropages formosus (Asian bonytongue) is the source of this 4329-nucleotide messenger RNA. RefSeq lists its product as uncharacterized. Lineage: Eukaryota; Metazoa; Chordata; Actinopteri; Osteoglossiformes; Osteoglossidae. The record is from RefSeq and is a predicted model, not a curated record. The coding region runs from base 850 to 1785 and encodes 311 amino acids. The transcript has 2 exons.